Plasmodium knowlesi strain H is the source of this 6510-nucleotide messenger RNA. Its product is annotated as carbamoyl phosphate synthetase, putative. Gene Ontology annotation, cellular component: cytoplasm; carbamoyl-phosphate synthase complex. Gene Ontology annotation, biological process: L-arginine biosynthetic process; L-glutamine metabolic process; 'de novo' pyrimidine nucleobase biosynthetic process. The transcript is spliced from 2 exons. Lineage: Eukaryota; Apicomplexa; Aconoidasida; Haemosporida; Plasmodiidae. The coding region runs from base 1 to 6510 and encodes 2169 amino acids. Gene Ontology annotation, molecular function: ATP binding; carbamoyl-phosphate synthase (glutamine-hydrolyzing) activity; metal ion binding. The record is from RefSeq and is a predicted model, not a curated record.
AUGAGCACGGAAUUCUGGCCAGACUACGAUUACAGAACCGUGGGAAAGCUCAUUCUUGAAGAUGACACCGAAUUUGUAGGAUACAGUGUUGGUUACGAAGGGUGCAAAGAAGAUGAAAAAGCUAGUUCAAACAGGGAAGCCACGAAAGAAAUUAAUUCGAACCAAGUGCUCGAAAAGAAAAAGUACCUAAAAGAGGAUAUAUUAUUUAAGAACAGUAAAAUUGAAAAUGAAGAUUAUAUAGUAACUGGAGAAGUUAUAUUCAAUACAGCGAUGGUUGGAUAUCCAGAAGCUUUAACAGACCCAAGUUACUUUGGACAAAUACUCGUAUUAACAUUUCCAUCCAUUGGAAAUUAUGGAGUGGAAAAAGUACAUCAUGAUCAUUUCGGCUUAGUGACAAAUUUCGAAAGCAAUAAAAUACAAAUUCAAGGGUUAGUAAUAUGUGAGUAUACAAAACAUUCUUACCACUACAAUUCAUACAUUACACUAAGUGAGUGGCUCAAAUUAUAUAAAGUACCCUGUAUAGGUGGAAUAGAUACCAGGGCAUUAACCAAAAUAUUAAGAGAGAAGGGAAGCAUGUUAGGAAAAAUUGUAAUUUAUAAAAACGCUAAAAAUGCAAAUAAGCUAUAUAAAGAGAUUAGCUUAUUUAACCCAGGAGAGAUUGAUACCAUCAAAUAUGUCUGUAAUCACUUUAUUAGAGUUAUCAAAUUGGGAAAAAUAAAUUAUUAUAACAAUGGGAAAAGUAAAGAAGAUUCUAAAGGGAUAAAUGAUGAAAAUAAUUAUUCCUUGAAUGAAGUUGAAAAUGGUAAUAGCCUUACGAAUGUCAAUGACUAUAAUUACCAUAGUCUUUCUUCAUUUGAAAAAAUAGACUUUAACAAGAAUUCAAAUCAACAUUCUUUAUUAAGGGAUAAAAUGAACCUUUUGACUUCAUCAGAAGAAAAUAUUGAUUAUUACACUGGCUAUCGGGAAUAUAGCACCAAUGGAGGAAAGAAGGAUGCCUUUUUUACCCUACGUGGUACAUGCGAGUAUGAUAAGUAUUUGAUAGACUUGGAGGAAAAUUCCUUCUUCCACGAUGGCAAUGUGGACGAAUAUGGUCACUACGACGUGGAGAUGAGUCUGCAAAGGAGUGGACUCAGUGGAAGGAAUAAACAUGGCUUCACGCAGGAUGAAGUAACAUUCAACCUCAAUAACGACUACUCCACGUACGUAAAAAAGAAACUGAACAAGGAGGAAUUUCUCAAUCUUGUGAACAAGAGAAAAUCUGACAAGGAAAAAAUUAUCGUCAUUGUAGAUUGUGGGAUUAAAAAUAGUAUAAUAAAGAACUUAAUGAAAAAUGGCAAAGACCUCCCCUUGACGUAUAUCAUUGUGCCAUAUUACUAUGACUAUAACAGUAUAGAUUACGAUGCGGUUUUGUUGUCAAACGGUCCAGGAGACCCCAAAAAAUGCGAAUUUUUAAUUGAAACACUGAAGAAAAGCUUACAAAAGAAUAAGCUGAUAUUUGGUAUUUGUUUAGGUAAUCAGUUACUAGGUAUUUCUCUCGGAUGUGAAACGUACAAAAUGAAGUACGGAAAUAGAGGGGUAAAUCAACCCGUUAUCCAACUGGUAGAUAACAAAUGUUACAUAACAUCGCAAAAUCAUGGGUACUGUUUGAAGAAGAAAAGUAUUUUGAGAAGAAAGGAUCUAGCCAUUAGCUACGUCAACGCUAAUGACAAAUCGAUAGAAGGCAUUAGCCACAAGAAUGGAAGAUUCUACAGUGUUCAGUUUCACCCUGAGGGGAAUAAUGGCCCUGAAGAUACUUCUUUCCUUUUUAAAAAUUUUCUCAUAGAUAUGUUCAACAAGAAAAGAGAAUUUAGAGAACAUAUUGGGCAUAACAUAAUUUACAUAAAAAAAAAAGUGCUUCUCCUCGGUAGUGGUGGACUAUGUAUAGGUCAAGCAGGAGAAUUCGAUUACUCAGGGACGCAGGCUAUUAAAAGUUUGAAGGAAUGUGGCAUCUAUGUAAUUUUAGUGAACCCCAAUAUUGCCACGGUGCAAACUUCCAAAGGGUUAGCAGACAAGGUAUAUUUUUUACCCGUUAAUUGCGAAUUUGUAGAAAAAAUUAUUAAGAAAGAAAAACCCGACUUCAUUUUAUGCACCUUUGGUGGGCAAACGGCGCUGAACUGUGCACUCAUGUUGGAGCAGAAGAAAGUUCUAAAAAAAAAUAAUUGCUUAGCUCUGGGAACAUCUCUAGAGUCCAUUAUGAUAACAGAAAAUAGGAGCAUGUUUGCAGAAAAGUUGCGAGAAAUUAAUGAAAUUAUAGCACCAUACGGAAGUGCUAAAAAUGUAGAACAAGCCAUUGAAGUGGCUAACAAAAUAGGCUACCCCAUUUUAGUACGCACAACCUUCUCCCUAGGAGGACUAAACAGUAGCUUCAUAAAUAACGAAGAGGAGUUAGUCAAAAAGUGCAAAGAAAUUUUCCUACAAACGGAUAAUGAAAUAUUUAUCGACAAAUCAUUAAAAGGGUGGAAAGAAAUAGAAUACGAAUUGUUACGAGAUAACAAGAAUAAUUGUAUAGCAAUUUGUAACAUGGAAAAUAUAGACCCUUUAGGUAUCCACACAGGAGACAGUAUCGUCGUUGCUCCUUCUCAGACCCUGAGUAACCAUGAAUAUUAUAAGUUCCGUGAAAUAGCUCUGAAGGUUAUUACCCACUUGAACAUUAUUGGGGAAUGUAAUAUUCAGUUCGGUAUAAACCCUAAAACGGGAGAGUACUGUAUUAUCGAGGUGAAUGCUAGACUGAGCAGAAGUUCGGCACUGGCAUCCAAGGCUACAGGGUACCCCUUAGCAUACAUAUCUGCUAAAAUAGCUCUUGGGUACGAUUUGAUUAGCUUAAAAAAUAGUAUCACGAAGAAAACUACUGCUUGUUUUGAGCCUUCCCUUGAUUACAUUACGACAAAAAUUCCCAGAUGGGACUUAAACAAAUUUGAGUUUGCCUCGAACACCAUGAAUAGCAGUAUGAAAAGUGUAGGUGAAGUUAUGUCCAUAGGUAGAACCUUUGAAGAAUCCAUACAGAAAUCGCUUAGAUGUAUAGAUGAUAAUUAUCUCGGCUUUAGUAACACAUACUGUAUUGAUUGGGAUGAGGCGAAAAUUGUGGAUGAGUUGAAGAAUCCCUCUCCAAAGAGAAUAGAUGCAAUUCACCAAGCUUUUCAUUUGAACAUUCCCAUGGAAAAAAUCCACGAAUUGACCAAUAUAGAAUACUGGUUCUUACACAAGUUUUACAACAUUUUUAAUCUGCAAAAUAAGCUAAAAACAUUAUCAUUAGAGCAGCUCUCCUUUUAUGACAUGAAGUAUUUUAAGAAGCACGGAUUCAGUGACAAGCAAAUCGCCCAUUACCUCUCCUUUAACAAUCCUAAUGUUAACGAAGCGGUUGUGAUGAGGUACAGAGAAAGCUUAGGUCUACAUCCUCACAUAAAAGUGAUUGAUACCCUUUCUGCUGAAUUCCCAGCGUUAACUAAUUAUUUAUAUUUGACUUACCAAGGUGUGGAGCAUGACGUGCUGCCUCUGAACAUGAAGAGGAAGAAGAAAUUGCCUGCAGAAGGUAACGGGAAAAAAGUGGAUAGAGUAGAAAACCAUGUGUACCCUCAUAAUAUUUCUCCAGAGAUGGAGGAAAACAAAUCGGUGAAACAGUUGAAGAUGGGUUGUGAUCAGAAUGUUUGUAAUGAAAUGUUUGGCAAGGAUGUAGAUGUGACUGUCGUCAGCACAAAGGUGGAUGGAGCUGUAGGUAAGCACAAGAUGGUGAGUUCAUCACCCAUCGGAGAUUCUAAGAUGGAGGGUUCCUCGAAUGACCUGCUUAGUAAAGAAGUGAAACAGGAAAAAGGCAUAGGGUCAGACGAAACGAAUAUAUUUAGUGGAAAGAAUUGUACAAAUAAUAUUUCCUCCUCAAGCGGUCUUAACAUCGCGGAGAAUACAAUAAUGAAUAACGACCCGCACAGUGCGCAACAAGGAAUAGGAGACAACCAACAUAACAAAAGUUCCAAUGCAAAUAACACAAGCAAAGAUGGAUGGAAUAAGAAAUUGCAGAAUAGGGAAGUACUUAUGAACCAAAGAAUGGACGAUAUUUCGAACAGGAGUUCCCACUCUACUAAUGACCAGUUGUACUUGGAAAAUUUCAACACAUCAGAUGAAGAAAUGACGAACAAAAAUGGAGACACAUCCCAUUACAUGUCGAAGAAGAAAAAGAACUUCUCAGAUAGUAAGGGAGCAGGAAAUAUGUACUACCUAGUGGACUCCGUGUACAAUAAUGAAUACAAAAUGAGCAAAAUGAAAGAGUUAAUUAAUAGCGAAAAUACUGACAGUAAUGACAGUUUCCAGUGUGAGCAGCGUGGCUCUGUUGUGAAAUCUGGACAUGUGGGAACACCAUUCGGCGCAACUUCCGGAGCUGAAGAUUCCAUUGCGAUGCACGUACCACACUAUGCUAGGAGUAGGACGAACGCGGGUAAGGAGGAAAUCACCAAAGGAGAAAACAAGCUUCAUCAUGAAGGAAUCGAAAGGGAAAAGAGCAAAGGAAAGAGUAGCAACAAAAAAAGGGAAACCAAAUUGAACAGUAAUGGUAUAAAUAUUGAUGAUAAAAAUAGCGACUGUUUCUCAGAAUUAUCCUACUUGCGCAAUUACACCAAAUCAAGUAAUGCAGAAAAUGACAACACUGAUGAUGAUGAUGCUUUUUACAAUGGAGGGGAUGAUGUUUACACUUGCAGCACAGAUAAUGGUCUCUUCGAUGAUUGUGGAGAAUCGUACAACACUUUUUCUUCUAAGGACUCAGAAGGAUCAUCGUCCAUAUAUUCCGAAAAUGAAAACAUAUUUAGCGAAAAAUUCAACGAUAUCGGUUUUAAGAUAACGCAUGAUAGGAAUGAAAAGGAGAAAGAAAAAAAAAAAUGUUUUAUUGUGUUAGGAUGUGGCUGCUAUCGAAUUGGUAGCUCAGUCGAAUUUGAUUGGAGUGCAAUCCAUUGUGUAAAAACGAUUAGGAAGUUAAAUCACAAGGCAAUCCUCAUAAACUGCAACCCAGAAACCGUUAGCACAGACUACGACGAAAGUGACAGAUUGUAUUUUGAUGAAAUUACCACAGAAGUUAUUAAAUUUAUUUACAACUUUGAAAAGAGUCAUGGUGUUAUAAUAGCGUUCGGUGGGCAGACAUCCAACAAUUUGGUUUUUAGCCUGUACAAAAAUAGUGUUAACAUUUUAGGGACAAGUGCAAAGAGUGUAGACUGCUGUGAAAAUAGAAACAAAUUUUCUAACUUGUGUGAUUCUUUAAAAAUCGAUCAACCCAAAUGGAACAAAUUUACGAAACUCUCCAAGGCUAUACAAUUUGCCAAUGAGGUGAAAUUUCCCGUUUUGGUGAGGCCUUCAUAUGUUCUCUCGGGCGCUGCAAUGAGAGUUGUAAAUUGUUUUGAAGAAUUAAAAAAUUUUCUCAUGAAAGCUGCAAUCGUUAGUAAGGACAAUCCUGUUGUUAUUUCUAAAUUUAUUGAGAAUGCGAAAGAAAUAGAAAUUGACUGUGUGAGCAAAAAUGGGAAAAUCAUCAACUAUGCCAUUUCGGAACAUGUGGAAAAUGCUGGUGUACAUUCAGGAGAUGCCACUUUGAUACUUCCUGCACAGAAUAUUUACGUAGAAACACACAGAAAAAUCAAAAAAAUUUCGGAGAAAAUAUCCAAAUCGUUGAACAUUUCUGGACCAUUUAAUAUUCAGUUCAUUUGCCACCAGAAUGAAAUAAAAAUUAUCGAAUGUAAUUUGAGGGCUUCUCGAACUUUUCCUUUCAUUUCCAAGGCCCUAAAUCUAAACUUUAUCGAUUUAGCUACCAGAAUAUUAAUGGGUUAUGACGUGAAGCCAAUUAAUAUAUCCCUCAUAGAUUUGGAAUACACUGCUGUGAAAUCUCCUAUAUUUUCCUUCAACCGACUCCACGGAUCUGAUUGCAUCUUGGGUGUAGAAAUGAAGUCCACCGGGGAAGUGGCAUGUUUUGGUCUCAACAAAUACGAAGCUUUGCUGAAGUCACUGAUAGCCACUGGUAUGAAAUUGCCGAAAAAAUCUAUCCUCAUAAGUAUUAAAAAUUUAAACAACAAGUUAGCCUUUGAAGAACCCUUCCAACUGCUCUUCCUAAUGGGAUUUACCAUUUACGCAACCGAAGGAACGUAUGACUUUUAUUCAAAAUUUCUGGAAUCCUUUAACGUUACCAAGGGGUCCAAAUUCCACCAGAGACUCAUCCGCGUGCAUAAUAAGAGUUCGGAAAAUCUCAUGCCGAACAUUACAGAUUUAAUCAUGAACCACAAGGUCGAAAUGGUUAUCAACAUUACGGAUACGCUCAAAACGAAGGUUAGCUCAAACGGGUAUAAGAUAAGGCGUCUCGCUUCCGACUUCCAAGUUCCCCUCAUAACGAACAUGAAGCUGUCUUCACUCUUUAUAGACUCCCUGUACAGGAAGUUCUCUCGCAGGAAGGAGAAGAAACCCUUCUACACCAUUAAGAGCUACGACGAGUACAUUAGUUUGGUGUAG